AUGUUUGAUCGAAAAUAUUCAUCUUUCGUUGAGAUAUUGCAUAUUUAUUUGAACUUUUUCUUAUUUCUCACUAAAUCUCCUCUCUCCAUGUUUUCCCUUUCUCUCAUUUACUUUACUUUUUAUCUGUUUUUUUUUUCUCUCGUUUCUCUCUCUCAUAUUCUACCCUUGUCGUUUCUCUCUCAUAUUCUACCCUUGUCGUUUCUCUCUCUCAUAUUCUACCCUUGUCGUUUCUCUCUCUCAUAUUCUACCCUUGUCGUUUCUCUCUCUCAUAUUCUACCCUUGUCGUUUCUCUCUCUCAUAUUCUACCCUUGUCGUUUCUCUCUCUCAUAUUCUACCCUUGUCGUUUCUCUCUCUCAUAUUCUACCCCUUGUCGUUUCUCUCUCAUAUUCUACCCUUGUCGUUUCUCUCUCUCAUAUUCUACCCUUGUCGUUUCUCUCUCUCAUAUUCUACCCUUGUCGUUUCUCUCUCUCAUAUUCUACCCUUGUCGUUUCUCUCUCUCAUAUUCUACCCUUGUCGUUUCUCUCUCUCAUAUUCUACCCCUUGUCGUUUCUCUCUCAUAUUCUACCCUUUGUCGUUUCUCUCUCUCAUAUUCUACCCCUUGUCGUUUCUCUCUCUCAUAUUCUACCCUUUGUCGUUUCUCUCUCUCAUAUUCUACCCUUUGUCGUUUCUCUCUCUCAUAUUCUACCCUUGUCGUUUCUCUCUCAUAUUCUACCCUUGUCGUUUCUCUCUCUCAUAUUCUACCCUUGUCGUUUCUCUCUCUCAUAUUCUACCUUAUUUACUGUUUGUCUCGCUUUAGAUUUAAUCUCUAUUUUUGCAGCUUCCUUUUUUCUCUCUCAUUCAUUUUCUUUGUGUUUCAUUCCUUCUUUCAUUUUGUUUCUUUAUUUUUCAUUUCUUCUUUCCAAUCAUUUAAUCCUUUUUCUUCUCACCUUGAUUUUUUUCUCUUCUUCCUCUUUCUUCUGUUUAUUUACAUUCAUUUCAUUUUUCUCAUCCACAUUACCCUCCAACAUCUGUUUUUGUUAA
Molecule: messenger RNA, 1020 nt
Organism: Acanthosepion pharaonis
Lineage: Eukaryota; Metazoa; Mollusca; Cephalopoda; Sepiida; Sepiidae
Source: the annotation of a GenBank genome assembly